Messenger RNA from Orbilia oligospora ATCC 24927, 306 nucleotides. RefSeq lists its product as uncharacterized. Lineage: Eukaryota; Fungi; Ascomycota; Orbiliomycetes; Orbiliales; Orbiliaceae. The record is from RefSeq and is a predicted model, not a curated record. Bases 1 to 306 code for a protein of 101 amino acids. The transcript has a single exon.
AUGGUAUGGUGGUGGCGAUAUCACGAGGAGCUCGAACGACUACCAGGUCUACUUCAGUUCCGAGGUACCGAUGAAUAUAAUGACAAAGAAGCCGUCGCGUUAAGGCGUGAUGAACUUCAAGUACUUACCGGUUGCAAUUUCCAUCUUUUGAACGCUGUGCUUGAUCUCAAAGAUGAUUCAGAUACCCUCGGCCUCAGCUAUGACGAUUUUCUAUCACUAUUAGUGCAAAGGGAGCCAUUCCGUUCGAUCCGGGCCGCGGUCCGGGAUAUCGCGUUUAGCGUUGGAUUUAUAGACAGUAACAUGUAA